This is a messenger RNA of Colletotrichum graminicola M1.001, 1284 nucleotides long. RefSeq lists its product as uncharacterized. Gene Ontology annotation, biological process: reciprocal meiotic recombination; DNA repair; meiotic DNA recombinase assembly. Gene Ontology annotation, cellular component: Rad51C-XRCC3 complex; Rad51B-Rad51C-Rad51D-XRCC2 complex; replication fork. Lineage: Eukaryota; Fungi; Ascomycota; Sordariomycetes; Glomerellales; Glomerellaceae. The coding region runs from base 1 to 1284 and encodes 427 amino acids. Gene Ontology annotation, molecular function: ATP binding; ATP-dependent DNA damage sensor activity; four-way junction DNA binding. The record is from RefSeq and is a predicted model, not a curated record. The transcript has 6 exons.
AUGGAAAAGUAUCACUCCGUUCAUGAGGAAGACAUUUCCAGCUUCGACCUACCGUCAACUCAUCGAUUACCCACUGUGUCCGCCGCGGAUGCACUGGAAGAUCUAGACGGCAGUGUCGGCAGGCACAUCUCCACAGGUAUCGACCGGUUAGACGAGACGCUCGUCUCUUCUUUCUCUCGUCGGGAUUCUGUCUCAGUGCGUGGGGGUCUUCAAAGAGGUCAGGUCUCUGAGAUAUGGGGCCCACCAGGCUCAGGCAAGACGGCUCUAGGCAUCCAACUUGUCGCCAGUGCAUUGUGUGACGGGCAUGGCGCCGUGUGGGUAGAUUGCGCGUAUUCUGUCUGCGGCCAGCGGCUCAAUGCCGUGAUCGAGGCAGUGGAACAGGCUCGAUCACCUACGGACGAUGGACCGGCAAAGCCAUCCAGUGAUAACCUCGCUCACUACAGCUGCCCAAGCUUACCUCACCUGGUUGCACUGUUAUGUCGUCCGACAGCCGCAACGUUGCCAGCGAAGACGGCUCUGGUCAUUAUAGACUCGUUGUCAGCUCUAGUGAACUACGCUUUUCCCAAGGCAUCCGACGGUCGGAAAGGACCGCCUCAGGGCAAAGGACCUGGAUUAUCAGCGAAGCGGCUGCAAGCCCUGCAGUACAUCACCAGCGCAUUGCAGAAAUUAGCGGCAACGCGAGACUGCGCAGUGGUUGUGUUGUCGCAGUGCGCAACCAGAAUGCAAUUAGAGCGAAGCGCCACUUUGAUCCCAUCCAUUAAUGCUGGCAUUUGGGAGCAGGGGAUGUCGACACGAGUAGUGCUAUUCAGAGACUGGGUGUGGAAGGACGGGCGGCCGUCGACCGUAUCUUUCGCCGGAGUGCAGAAGCUAAACGGUAAGGCCGGGCCCGACAUGAUGCAGAAUGCAGCAGCGUUUAGAGUGGAAGCGACGGGCGUGGUUGGCGUGCAUUACGACACUAGCCAGCCAUCGGUGCUGGUGUCGAAUGCUCCACGCGCGAAACGCAAGCUGGUAGAGGCCGGUCUCGAAGUGCCAGACAGCGAGGAAGAGGACGACGAGGAAUAUGGGUGGGUUCAGGAAGACGACGCAGCACUUCCCGGCCCGCCACCACAAUGGCAAGGCAGCGAAGACCUCCUCCUGGGGACGCAGGUCGCUGAAAGCGAAGAUGACAACAACGGGGACGGGGACGGGGACCGCGAGGACGGCGGCAAUGAUGACACGGGCGACGAGGCGGAAGUGGAGGGGACAGCGAUUAGCGGCCGAGAUAGCGACGAAGUUGCAGAGUAG